ACGAAACGAAACGCGUGUAGACCCUGGCUGCUGCGAGUGGCCGCAUGACAUAACUGGCCAUACAUCUUUUCGGCCGCCUCACCUCCGCCCGCGCCCUCUGUUGCUGUGACCGAGCCAAUCUGCUCGACUUCUCUGAUACAAGCCAAGUGAUCGCUCGAAUACGAGGCACGCUGCCCAGAGUUGUCCUCGCCAUAUGCGCCAGCAGCUGCCGCCAGCCCAUCGCUGCAGCGAGGCGUUCGGCCGCGCAGCUUGAGCUAUGGCGAAAGGUCCAGACGUUGUCAUCGUCGCCCGACACGGUGCCCGCCUCGACGCUGCCGACAAGCAAUGGCAUCUCACCUCGCCCACCCCCUACGACCCUCCCCUCACCUACGGCGGCUGGUCCCAAGGCAAGGCCCUCGGUCUGCGCAUCGCUUCGCUGCUCCAUGCGCGCGAACUGGAGAAAGCCAAGGAUACGAGUAAUGGCCCAGAGCCAGGCACGGCGUGUGUCAGCUCUGGUGCAUCCAAGAGUGCCAACGGAGCUUCUUCGGGCACCAUGAAGCGGAAGCACAAGAUCAUCAUUCACUCGAGUCCCUUCCUGCGAUGUGUGCAGACAAGCACAGCCAUCGCGGCUGGUAUUUCCCAGUUUAGACCUCCAAAGGACGAGCCUCCACCAUCAGCCCCGACAUUGAAGGUGCCCCACCACUCCAAGGAGAAGAGCCCCUUAGGAAAAGACCCCUCCACGUCGCCAGCCGUACAAACAGUUAGCGGCAGGCGAGCAGAAAAGUCCGAGCCUGACUCUCCCCCAAAACCACGCAAGUCCGGCUGGCUGCGAUUGAACAAUCCUGCAGUCAACACAAAACCGUACAUCGGGCCCGAGAAGAUACUGCUGCGCAUCGAUGCUUUCCUCGGCGAGUGGUUGUCCCCAGACUACUACGAGGACAUCACACCCCCGCCAAACUCUACCAUGAUGGUUGCAGGCGCAAAGGCAGAUUUACUGAGGAGGAGCGACUACGUUGAAGCCCCGCCCAACAAACCUACCAGCGUGGGUCAUUUCCCUGGUGGCUGGGUUAGGAGCAAUGUGGCGUCUACGGCUAGCAAUCGUACGAACCCAGGCGAAGGCACGUUUCCGUCAAUGGGAAGCUUGGCCAGAGCGCUGCCUCGUGAGCGCUCCAAUAGCCAAGGGGCCAUGCUCAGCAGACAGCGCUCGAGAUCGGAAGAUCCUCACGCCCCGGCCGAGCUUACAGUAACACACGAACCCAACGGUCGUCUUUACGAUGCUCCUGUCCCAUCGUAUGCCGUUUCACCAGCGGAGCCCAUACCUCGGGGAUAUGCCACCCAUGCUCGAGACGCUUGUCUCAAAGUAGACUUCCAAUGGGACAGCAUGAGGGAACCGCAACAGUGGGGUGACGGCGGCGAGUUUGGUGACGAGUGGAGCACCAUGCACAAGCGCUUCCGGCGAGGGCUCGCUGGCAUGAUGCAGUGGUACAGGGAGCAUGGCACAAAAACGCUGCCGCCUCAGAACAUGUUUCCUGGAUUUACCUUUUCCGAGCGCACUACUUCUGCGCCUCAGAAGGCUGAACCAACACCGUUGAUGCUGAAGCAAAACGAAAAGGAGAAGGGCGAGGAAGGGGAUGAUGACGAAGAGCUCGUGCUGGUGCUGGUAACCCAUGGUGCGGGCUGCAAUGCACUCAUCGGUGCCAUCACCAAUCAGCCAGUGCUCAUGGACAUCAGCCUUGCAGCGCUUUCGAUGGCGGUGCGAAGAGAGGUGCCGCGAACAACAUCAUCAAACAAUAUCUACGCCCGCCGGUCAUCCGUCGUGGAUCCAGGUAUGGCCGAUACAUACGAGAUGAAGCUGCUCGCCUCCAUCGACCACCUUCGUCCUGGCGUCGACCCAUCCAAACCCCCACGAUCCCAAACACCGACCGCAGCCGCCAGUCCAACCAUCGGCCUCGACUACCGACCGCCGCGCCGCACGGGAACGGGAACAAGCGGGACUAGCACUUCCACCAGCCAGCUCGACUCCCUCGCCCUAGGUCCCUCGGCUCGUUCAGGCUGGAACAGUUCCCUCGGCAGCAUCCGACGCACUUCCACUUCAGGUUCGGGCUCGUUCAUGACAUCGAACACUCCGAGCGGCUCAGUGUCUCCGAGCACGCCCAGCGGCUCGGGCCUGUGGGGCGGCAGUCUGCGCUCUAUUUCCUUGAACGACACUCAGGCCGACGGCCGCGCCAGCCCUGGCGCCGAAAUGGUCGAAGCAUUCCAGAGAUCGCAGCCGAGACAGACACCGAGACCGCCUCCGCCCACUUCGACUCCCAACGUCGACGGCGCGGCAUCCCCCGAGGCUGCUGCGGAGAACGCACACGAAGAGAUCGAGAAGCACGAUGACGUUGCGCCGCUGAGUAUACCCAAGCGGACACCGAGUGCGGCAAGCAAGCCUAGCGGCGCUGCCGCAGGCGGGCUUUGGGGCGCGCCGAAGAAACAGGAGAGUGGGAAUGGACUGUGGAAGAAUAGCUCUGUCAUGUGGGGCCCGCCGAAGCUGGAUGAGGUAUAUGAGCACAUCGCAGGGCCGAAGAGGAGGUGGACGAUGACAGAGAGGGAGUAAGGACUGUACUGUUUGGAUGGAAAAAGUUGAGUCUUAUUGGUACGAGCAUAUAGCGAUGACGGGAAGCUUUCACGAUGACGAGACAGGGGAGUCUCACUUGUGUAAUUACUGGGCAUUGCUACGGUGUUUGAGACCGGGUGGGAAAGGCCCCGGCACUUUUGUUUCUUUCUUGGUGGAAGGAAAAGUUUAUGAUACCACUGAAAACCAUCUAUAUCCCUUGCGGUCGACGUUGUGCGAAGCCGGCCGCGAGGGACAUCAAGUCAAGUC
This is a messenger RNA of Paraphaeosphaeria sporulosa, 2845 nucleotides long. RefSeq lists its product as uncharacterized. The transcript has 2 exons. The record is from RefSeq and is a predicted model, not a curated record. The coding region runs from base 257 to 2578 and encodes 773 amino acids. NCBI's taxonomy places the organism in Eukaryota, Fungi, Ascomycota, Dothideomycetes, Pleosporales, Didymosphaeriaceae.